Messenger RNA from Gongylonema pulchrum, 177 nucleotides. The record is from the annotation of a GenBank genome assembly. NCBI's taxonomy places the organism in Eukaryota, Metazoa, Nematoda, Chromadorea, Rhabditida, Gongylonematidae.
AUGCGAUUACUGGUCGGCUUGCUGGUAAUGAUAACGAUGGGCGCGAUGUGUGAGCUAAGCCAGAUGAUGUGCCUAGCCGGCGGGGGUAUGUCAAUGGUUGCUGGAGCCAUCACUGUAUUUAUUGCAUUUUUCGGCUACGUCUGGAUGGGCAUACAUUCCAAUGCUUUGACCAGGUAA